Lathyrus sativus (Indian pea) is the source of this 825-nucleotide messenger RNA. The record is from the annotation of a GenBank genome assembly. NCBI's taxonomy places the organism in Eukaryota, Viridiplantae, Streptophyta, Magnoliopsida, Fabales, Fabaceae.
AUGAGCAAGCUGAAGGAAGGAUCAAUCAUUAUCCGUGAAGUCUGGGCAUCCAAUUUAGAGUAUGAAUUCAGUCUCAUCCGUCAAGUUAUCCAUCAAUACUCUUUCAUCUCACUCGACACUGAAUUUCCCGGCGUAAUUCAUUUACCGAAAAUCGACCGCCGUUAUCUUACACCCUCUGAGCACUACCGUUAUUUGAAGGCCAACGUUGAUGCUCUUAAACUCAUUCAAGUUGGUCUCACACUGUCAGACUCUAAGGGGAACCUUCCAAAUUUUGGAGGUAGUAACAGCUAUAUCUGGGAAUUUAAUUUCUGUGAUUUUGACGUCAAUAAUGAUCUUUAUAAUCAAGAUUCUAUUGCUAUGCUCCGCCGUCAAGGGAUUGAUUUUAAUCGCAAUUUCCAUCACGGUGUGAAUUCAGUGCGUUUUGCUGAACUAAUGUUCGCUUCUGUACUUGUUUUUAACCAAUCAAUUGUCUGGGUAACAUUUAGCAGCGCUUAUGAUUUUGGGUAUUUGGUGAAGAUCUUAACACAAAACAAUUUACCAAACCGUUUAGAGGGGUUUCUAAAUAUGGUAGAAGGCUUGUUUGGAAAAAAUGUGUACGAUAUGAAACACAUGAUGAAGUUCUGUAAUGCUUUGUAUGGUGGUCUCGAGCGGGUAGCUACUACCCUUAACGUGAAUCGGGCAGCUGGAAAAUCUCAUCAAGCUGGAUCUGAUAGUUUGUUGACCUGGCAUGUAUUUAAGAAAAUGAUGGAUACUUGUUUUGUCAAUAACAUGGCUCAAAAGCAUGCUGGAGUGCUAUUUGGAUUAGAGAUGAUUACAGUCAAAUGA